Messenger RNA from Suricata suricatta (meerkat), 2429 nucleotides. RefSeq names its product TBC1 domain family member 10B (gene TBC1D10B). The transcript is spliced from 9 exons. NCBI's taxonomy places the organism in Eukaryota, Metazoa, Chordata, Mammalia, Carnivora, Herpestidae. Bases 1 to 1539 code for a protein of 512 amino acids. The record is from RefSeq and is a predicted model, not a curated record.
AUGGAACCCCAUCUCUGUACAGAGAUUCCUUCCAAAGGGAAGAAGUCCUUUCAAGAGAGCUCCAUUCCUGUAGAUGUGGCUCGGCAGCGGGAACUCAAAUGGCUGGAGAUGUUCAGUAACUGGGAUAAGUGGCUAUCACGGCGUUUCCAGAAGGUGAAGCUGCGCUGCCGGAAGGGGAUCCCCUCCUCCCUCAGAGCCAAGGCCUGGCAGUACCUGUCCAACAGCAAGGAGCUCCUGGAGCAGAACCCUGGCAAGUUUGAGGAGCUGGAACGGGCUCCUGGGGACCCCAAGUGGCUGGAUGUGAUUGAGAAGGACCUGCACCGCCAGUUCCCUUUCCAUGAGAUGUUUGCCGCUCGAGGAGGGCAUGGGCAACAGGACCUGUAUCGAAUCCUGAAGGCUUACACUAUCUACCGGCCCGAUGAGGGCUACUGCCAGGCCCAGGCCCCAGUGGCCGCCGUGCUGCUCAUGCACAUGCCUGCUGAGCAAGCUUUUUGGUGCCUGGUGCAGAUCUGCGACAAGUACCUCCCCGGUUACUACAGUGCAGGGCUGGAGGCCAUUCAGCUGGACGGAGAAAUCUUUUUUGCGCUGUUGCGCCGGGCCUCCCCACUGGCACACCGGCACCUGCGGCGGCAACGCAUUGACCCCGUGCUCUACAUGACAGAAUGGUUCAUGUGCAUCUUUGCCCGCACCCUGCCCUGGGCUUCGGUGCUGCGUGUCUGGGAUAUGUUCUUCUGUGAAGGCGUUAAGAUCAUCUUCCGGGUGGCCCUCGUGCUGCUGCGGCACACACUGGGCUCGGUGGAGAAGCUGCGCUCCUGCCAGGGCAUGUAUGAGACCAUGGAGCAGCUGCGCAACCUGCCCCAGCAGUGCAUGCAGGAGGACUUCCUGGUGCAUGAGGUGACCAACCUUCCAGUGACAGAAGCACUGAUCGAGCGAGAGAACACAGCCCAGCUGAAGAAGUGGCGAGAAACCAGGGGGGAGCUGCAGUAUCGGCCCUCUCGCCGACUACAUGGCUCCCGGGCCAUCCAUGAGGAGCGUCGGAGGCAGCAGCCACCCCUGGGCCCCUCCUCCAGCCUCCUUAGCCUCCCUGGCCUCAAGAGCCGAGGCUCCCGGGCGGCUGGAGGGGCCCCCUCCCCACCCCUUCCUGCCCGCAGGGCCAGUGCUGGGCCUGCCCCAGGGCCCGUGGUCACCGCUGAGGGACUGCAUCCAUCCCUUCCUUCCCCUACUGGCAACAGCACCCCACUGGGACCCGCCAAGGAGACUCGAAAGCAGGAGAAAGAACGGCAGAAACAGGAAAAAGAACGUGAGAAGGAACGGCAGAAACAGGAGAAAGAACGGGAGAAGCAGGAGAAGGAGCGGCAAAAAUGGGAAAAAGAACAGGAGAAGGAGCAACAGAGGCAGGAGAAGGAACGGCAGAAGCAGGAAAAGAAGGCCCAAGGCAGGAAGCUCUCGCUGCGUCGAAAGGCAGAUGGGCCCCCAGCCCCCCAGGAUGGUGGGGACAGGUCCUCCUCAUCUGAGGCCCGGCAGGAUGCUUACUUCUGACUUCUGUCCCCGGGGCUGGACUGCAUGGCCUCCCUAUUUUUCCCUCCGUCAGGAACAGGUGUGGCCUGGGGUUCUGCCCUGAGCUUCCUGGGCAGACUGUCCUCCUGGGGAAAGUGGUUUGAUUCCCCAUCCCCUUGCCAGCUGCCAUCCCUACACAGCUGGGACAGUGACAGUGCGUGGGGCAGCAUGCAGCUGCCUUUCCUCGGGGCAGGUGUGAACAAGUCCGGAGCCCCUUCACCUCCAGUUAGGCCCAGCUGGGGUCUCCAUCACUCCUGCCCCUGUUCCCUUUGGGGUUCUUUCCCAGGUGCAGUCCCGAUUGGCCUUUUGUCACCUCGGGUGACUUGGCAAUGGGAAUCAGCAGUUUUCAGAUUCUUACACUCCAGUUGCCCCCUUAUCCAUGAGUGGAGCUGGGUUCCUUUUUCCCUUCUUCAGCCCUGCUGGUCCCCCCACUUCCUGGCUGGGGCCAAGGCUCUCCUUGCUCUACUUCUGGACAUCUCUGUGUUGUAAUUAUGUACAGAGGACCUGGUCGGCCCAGGGUGGGGGUGCUCGCUCUAUCUUCUAUCCUUUGGUUCUCCUUCCAUAAUGUUCUUGCACUUGUUUAUUUAAGGGGACAUGCACUGGAACAGGAAAUGUCUCCCCUUUCCCCACCUGCCAUUCUCCUUGUUCUCUUUCCUCUUCACCUACCUUCCUCUGUGUUCUCAGGCUUCUCCUGCUUUGUCUCACCAGGGCCCCCACCUUUCACCUUGUUUCCCCUCCAGCCCCUAUCUGGGUCAGGGGUCUUCCCCUGAGCUCCAGGGGGUGGAACCCAAUGUUUACAUUCUCUUGUCUCUGCUCCCACCCUGUGCGGCGGCGCUUCAUGGAAUCAGAAAAGAACCUGCUGUUGGACCUGG